This is a messenger RNA of Trichomycterus rosablanca, 1288 nucleotides long. RefSeq names its product rho-related GTP-binding protein RhoA-B-like. Gene Ontology annotation, cellular component: cytosol. Gene Ontology annotation, molecular function: GTPase activity; GTP binding; protein kinase binding. The transcript is spliced from 5 exons. The record is from RefSeq and is a predicted model, not a curated record. Bases 89 to 670 code for a protein of 193 amino acids. Gene Ontology annotation, biological process: small GTPase-mediated signal transduction. Lineage: Eukaryota; Metazoa; Chordata; Actinopteri; Siluriformes; Trichomycteridae.
CCGUGGCGAGCCUGUUGAUGUGGGUAUUGACAGUUGGUUGAGGCUGAGAGAGAUAAACUCAGUGAUCGUUAAAAACAGAGCGAGAGAAAUGGCAGCCAUCCGUAAGAAGCUGGUGAUCGUCGGCGAUGGUGCAUGCGGUAAAACGUGUCUCCUCAUCGUCUUCAGUAAGGACCAGUUCCCCGAGGUGUACGUCCCCACCGUCUUCGAAAACUACGUGGCCGACAUCGAAGUGGACAGCAAACAGGUGGAGCUGGCGCUGUGGGACACGGCCGGGCAGGAGGAUUACGACCGCCUGCGCCCCCUCUCUUACCCCGACACCGACGUCAUACUCAUGUGCUUCUCCAUCGACAGUCCUGACAGCCUCGAGAACAUCCCGGAGAAAUGGACCCCCGAGGUGAAACACUUCUGCCCCAACGUCCCCAUCAUCCUGGUGGGUAACAAGAAGGAUCUGCGUAACGAUGAGCACACCCGCCGCGAACUGGCCAAGAUGAAGCAGGAGCCGGUGAAGGCGGAGGAGGGGCGCGACAUGGCCAACCGGAUCUACGCCUUCGGCUACAUGGAGUGUUCGGCCAAGACGAAGGACGGUGUGAGGGAGGUGUUCGAGAUGGCCACCAGGGCGGCGCUGCAGGCCCGAAAAGGCAAAAAAGGCUCCAAAUGCCUCCUACUGUAAAAGCACCGGGACUCUGUUGCUUGUAUUGCUGGGCGGGAGGGGCCACACAUAGACCCCGACCCUGUCCACCCCCCCUUUUUUUUUUUGCCUGAUAACGACUGCGCUCGUCGGCAAAGCGCUUUUUAAAUUGUUAACGUCUUUUUAAGCGAAGCGAAUAGUAACGGAAGUUUUUUCUUUGUUUUUUGUCAGUAUUUAAAGAGGCAGACGCGGAGCUGCGCAGUUCUAUCAUAUCCUCUACGUAUGUGUCGUUUUUCCACUCCGUCGGCGGGCGGAGUCGUCCGAACCGUGUCUUUAUUAAACCACGUGCUCGUGUCGGUGAGGUGUUUUUCACUGUGAUGCCUAAAUCACGUUUAUUUCUCAUUCCAAUCACAAAUAUGCAAUGAAGACGAUUAAACAACGACAAACAGAUGAUCAGGACCAACGUGCAAUACAGAAGAGACACGCCGACUGUCUGUCUGUCCGCCUGUCUGUCUGUGAGUCUGUGUGUUUUCAGGAAUGCACACGCUUGGACGAGACUUGAACCUUUUUUUUGUUUGUUUCUUUGGUUUUUCUUCCUUUUAAAAACAAGCAGAAACCUGAUUCUGUAUCUUUGUGUAUUAAAGAAAAACUUUUUAAGAA